This is a messenger RNA of Beta vulgaris subsp. vulgaris (sugar beet), 543 nucleotides long. RefSeq lists its product as uncharacterized. Gene Ontology annotation, biological process: SRP-dependent cotranslational protein targeting to membrane, translocation; post-translational protein targeting to membrane, translocation. The record is from RefSeq and is a predicted model, not a curated record. Gene Ontology annotation, cellular component: membrane; Sec61 translocon complex. The transcript is spliced from 3 exons. Bases 1 to 543 code for a protein of 180 amino acids. NCBI's taxonomy places the organism in Eukaryota, Viridiplantae, Streptophyta, Magnoliopsida, Caryophyllales, Amaranthaceae. Gene Ontology annotation, molecular function: signal sequence receptor activity; ribosome binding; transmembrane protein transporter activity.
AUGGGAGGAGGAUUUAGAGUAUUGCAUUUGCUCAGACCAUUUUUGUCGUUCCUUCCUGAGGUGCAAAGUGCAGACAGGAAGGUUCCAUUCAGAGAAAAUGUCAUCUACACUGUUAUUUCGUUGUUUAUAUUUCUAGUGUGCAGUAAGCUUCCACUUUAUGGAAUUCACUCCACGACGGGUGCUGAUCCAUUCUAUUGGAUGCGUGUUAUCCUCGCUUCCAGCCGUGGAACUGUCAUGGAGCUCGGUAUCACCUCUAUUGUGACGUCUGGGUUGUUGCUAUACAGGAAAUACAACGAAAAAUUCUUUAUGAAUUUGUUGGGAAAGUGGAAGGAGUCUGAAUAUGGCAAUCAAUCAAUUCCAGCUGGUGUUCUUGCUUAUUAUGUUAAUGCCCCAGUCAGCUUGAUUAAAGUUGAUCAUAUGCAUAUGUUCUGGAAAUGCCGCUUGGCAGAAAUGGCAGCACAUCCUUUCCAUGCUCUGUUUUAUAUAAUUUUCAUGCUUUCAGCAUUUGCUCUGUUUUCAAAGACAUGGAUCGAGGUUUCUUGA